Macrosteles quadrilineatus (aster leafhopper) is the source of this 5085-nucleotide messenger RNA. RefSeq names its product Kv channel-interacting protein 1-like. NCBI's taxonomy places the organism in Eukaryota, Metazoa, Arthropoda, Insecta, Hemiptera, Cicadellidae. The transcript is spliced from 7 exons. Gene Ontology annotation, molecular function: calcium ion binding. Bases 138 to 926 code for a protein of 262 amino acids. The record is from RefSeq and is a predicted model, not a curated record.
GGUGGAGCUCAGUUGGUGCGUCGGUGAUGGCGCGGCCACCAGCGUGAGUGCGCGUACGAGAGUGUGUUGGAUACACGUGGUCCUAUCACAACAAACACACACAUACACCAGAGUGAGGUCAAUGGGCGGGAGACACGAUGUACAGUGUGGUCGGUCACCAGAACUUCGGACGCGAGGGUCGACGCCGUGCGCAGGCCCAAGGUCCGCAAACUCAGGAAACACAGGAGUCUUCAGGGAAGGAAGCUAAGGAGACACAUCGGCGUCGCCAUCGCCACCGUAUCUCUCUAGCAACACGUCUGCUCAACUACGUCAAGAGACGCUUCAACCCUGAAACAGAGGAAGAGUUGGACCAGUUCAAUAUCCACGUCGCUCGCUAUCGGCCGGAAGAACUCAACAAACUCACCAAGACCACCAAAUUCACAAGAAAAGAAAUACAGCUCAUCUACAGGGGCUUCAAACAGGAAUGUCCGACGGGCAUGGUGGACGAGGAGUCGUUUAAGCACAUUUUCUCGCAGUUCUUCCCUCAGGGAGAUGCAAGCCAGUACGCCCAUUAUGUGUUCAACACAAUGAAACACACCCAGACAGGCAAGAUAAGCUUUGAGGACUUCCUGGGUAUCCUGUCCAAGGUCUCCCGUGGCAGUGUCCAGGAGAAGCUGCAGUGGGUCUUCGGGCUGUACGACCAGAACGGCGACGGGCUCAUCACCAAGAAGGAGAUGCUAGACGUCGUCACCUCCAUCUACGAGAUGCUCGGUCGCUCGACUGAGCCCAUGGUCGAGGAGAACUCAGCCAAGGAGCACGUUGAGAAGAUCUUCCAUUUGAUAGACACAAACAAGGACGGUGUGGUGACGAUAGACGAGCUGGUAGAGUGGUGCUCUCGAGAUGACCAGAUCCUACAAUCACUGGAGACUCUCGACACAGUCUUGUGAUCGUCUCAAAGCAAUGCCUUCGAGGACUUUUCUCUCUGGACCUUGUUUGUGGUUAUAUAAAAUGUUUGGAAGUGAUAGGUACCGUGCAUUGGCAAAUAUUUAAAGACUAACACCAAUUUUAAAUUCUGUCAUUUGCUUUAUAUAAGUUAUUUUAAAUGUUAGACUAAUCGAUAAUGCCUAUAAAAGCAUGAAUAAUAGUCAUGAUUACAACCUGUGUCGGGUCGUUGUUUGGUGAAAUUUUUUUAUUGCGUUUCCUGAUCUUUUUAUUUGUAAAUUUAUUCAUUAUGAGUAAUGUAAUCUAAUCUAUAUAGUUUACUUAAAUUACACGAAUAAAAUUACAUAAAUUCCUCAAUAAAAAGAUGAUGCAAAUGUAUGACAGGUCAUCAUCAAAUUUAGACUGUGUUAACAGUUUAAACGGUCAUUUUAAUAUAACUUCAAUCUCCUAGCCUAUGUAUGAACUACUGAUACUUAGUAUGUCCUUGUACGUACGUUCUCGCUCAUACAUUAUGAAACCGUAGCUCGUGGUUAGUUUCCACUUUUAUGCAUGCAAGAGGUAAUUUACAACUCGUCAGUCACUUUCACUUAGCAUGCUUCAUAUUGAUAAGCUGAAGUUUUAAAUCUAAACCAAACAAUCGUUAUAAUCAUGAAAUACUACACCAAAACUAAACUAUUUAUUUGUCACGGUAACACAUGGCAAAAUCCAUCCACAGGUAAUCCACAUUUCCUAAAUGAACCCUUCUUUGGGACAUUGACUAAUCCCACAAGCCAGCAGGACAACGUAUGGCCGAGUGUGUUUUAAUUAUUUAACUUCAGAUGUUUUAAACGCUAAACUUAACAUGUUUAAACGAAUAAUUAGACAACGACCCAUUCUAAACCUAACUCUACUAUGCAAUAACCUUGCCUUCCCUGUUUCCACGGCAAACGUUGUGUUAUGCCUGAGACUCAACUUGUUGAUUUUUGGAUAGUUAUACUAGAAUGUGUUUCAUGUUUUUCUACUUACGUGUUGGUUAUAGCGUAUUUUUGAGAAUGCGAUUUGUGAUUUGAAAAAUAGUUACGAUAUUAGUUGAAUGUUUGUUAUAAAAUAUUAUGUUGUGUACAGUUACAUUUAUGGAAUUAGAGAUUAAAAUCAAAUAUCAUUUUACAUUUUUUAUUUGCCCUUUUUAAUAAAAAAAAACAUGUGUUUAAGCUAGAUAUUCUCUAAGGGAGUAUGUUUUAUCUAUGAUAUUCUCGAUUGGUUUGAACGAAUAUUUGUAGCAUUUUACUUUGGCAAACUAACAAAACUUAUGCAUAAAAUAUACAAAUCUUCUGUAAUAAGCAAACCCAUUAAUUGUACUGUUUCCAUAUACUUGUAGAGAUUAAUUUAGGAUUAUUCUAUGACAAGUUCAUAACAAUUUAUUAAAGUAUAAAAUGCCCAUUAAUUGUGUCUUAAUCAAUUACAGUAAUAUGCUUUUAUUAUGAGCAUUCUCAUAACGAAGCAUAACUUCUAACAUAUGUUUGUAAUUAAAUGUUCUGUCCCGUUUUUAUAACUCAAUUCCGUUUGUAAAAUCAUGUAAAUAUUAACUAAAUAAAUAAUAAAUAGAAUAACAUAUAUUUUGUUGUAAUGUUUAUAGUAAUAGUUCGUGAUGAUAAAUUGUCCGUACAUAAUCAACUGUAUGACCUGUGUACCCUAGAUAUGUUGAAUCAUAACUUUGCGAAACAAUUGUUUUGUUUGUGUUUUAGAAUCAAAAUGAUUCCGGGAAACGUAUUGUGAAAUAAUUUGUUUAUGGUGUUUUAAACAAGUGGUUUCAUUUUUUACAUUUAUACAUGGUCUUAGAGUUUACAAUUUUUUAUUUGCGUUUCCUUUAAUGACAUAUGUUGUAUAAAGGUUACACUAAAGACAUUGUCUUUCCUGUUUGAAAGCUUAUUCCUUUCUUUUAAUUUGAUGAAACCAUCGAUGUUGUUUGAUUUAUUGCACAAAUAAAUAGAAUUAGGAUAUUUUACUAAUUUUUGGCUUACAAACCAGAGUGACUAGAUGUAAAAAAACUAAUGGUGUACUACUUAUAUUCUAUUCUGCAAGUGAAAUGCUUGAGAAGAAUUUCAAUAGUAUUGUUAGUAUAAACUCUAUUUCAGAUGUCAAACUAGUUUAUGCUCCAUGGUUAAAGUUGUUUUACUCGUAUUUUAAGUCUACAUCCAUCGUUAACAAUAAUAACUGGGACAAAAGGCUAGUUGUGAGGGUUCAAGCGUAUCUGUAAAACUUGUGGAGAUUUAAAAAGUUAAUAGAAAGGCUGUAUCUCCUGCUUGUAGAACGGGAUUUUGUUCUAAGUUCCACCAUGUAAGUGAAUUUAAACUCAUAAGCAUAAAUUAAUGAGUUGUGUACGUACCUAUUACAUAUUUUUGUUAAAAUCAUUCUCACCCUGACAUAUCAAAACUAAAGCUACAACGUUGUAAGUCAUUGUUGUUAACACAAUUAUUUUGUAAUUUGUAAUUUAACGAUACAUAUUUCAUUGUAAUUUCAAAUGUUGGUCACUUUACGAACAUUUUUAUAUUACUAUUGUAUACAACGUGUGAUUUGAGGUUUGUACAUUAGUGAUUUAGGGCUCUCCCCACCUUACCACAAAAUGUUCUUGAUAGUGUGAGAUAAGACCCAUUACCUUCAGCUAAUGAAGUACUAAAAAUAACAAUUAAAACUCUUAGCAUUACAUGCAACGUUUAAUGUGGCAACUAGUGUCUAGCAGAUCCCAGAGAUGUGCCUACAGUAUGAGUGCCUACGACAACAAGAAGCGAACUACUCACAGCAUAACUAUUUCAAAACUUACUCAUAAACGUAUUGUUUCAAUGAAAAAGCAUAAAUACAAACUAUUUAGUAGUUAUCACUUACAGAGUAUGAUAACGAAGAGUAUGUUGGUGGCUUAGAGUAUGGUUCACUAAUUGGGGAUACUGCAAUAUUAAUCAUUAGAAAAAAAGACACAUUACCUCCUUAUAAUUACUUUUUUGACUGGUUCAUUUCCACACAUAGGUCCUGGUCAUAGUCUCCAUAUUAUUCAUAUUGCUAUUUAUGAAGUAUAAGUUUUUGAUGUAACAACAAAGAUGAUCUCAACUAGUAUAAAUGCAGUGAGAAGUUACUUAACCAAAAUUUCUAACCAAGGGCUCAAUUUUUGUUAUCACCCGUAUGUUGUUUCAUAUUUAUUUCUCGAUGAAAAAGAAAUAAUGCCUUAAUUUGGUAAACUAUGUUCUACAACUAUUGAAUUAAAUUCAAUCAUUCAAUAGUUUAUUUUAUAUCACUGUAUUCAACUUAAAUUGAAUUUAAUGAUCUUACAAAGCAAUAGCCCAAUCAUCAAAUUGACGUUGUUAACAAAAUUUAAUAAUACAAGACCACUCGUUGGUACAUAUUACGUCUGUACUCAAUCGCAUAAAUCAUUGAUCAUGGUAAGUGUGGGAAGUAGAGCAACUGAACAACUAAUAUCAACCUUGUUGUCUGUAAGCAAAGUAGGAAUGGUGUACUCAGACUCUUUAUACAUUCUCUUCCUCGUCGCGUAACCCCUUUGAGAGACAUAAAACAUAGCUAGCCGUCAGCUUUGAGAAAUUCUGUUUCUUAUUAACUUUAUCUGGGGAUGGUUAGUACUUUUUCAAGUAAAUGCUAGAUUUUAUACUAUAUUCAACGCGUGAUUUAUUUAUAAACUUGAGGACUAUAUGGUUGAGCUGUAUUACUAAUAUUUGUGUUUCGAUGAUAUAUUAUAAAACUGAACGGUGACCAACUAGUAAUAUGAAUGAUAUUAUUAGGUUAGAAAUUUUACUCUAUUAGAAUUAGGUCUCUAUAUCUUUAUCCCACUUAAUUCUAUCUCAUCUACCAGUAGAAUAGAUUUCUUCCAACUCUAACUUUGUAAUUAAUUGAUAAGUGUACAUAGACAUUUAUUUUUGCAAGUUGUCAUAUUUUAUCAUUAAUAAAGGUUUAAAUAUGUUCAUUAUGUGGUAGGUAUGUAUAUAUGUAAUUGUGUUACUCUUUUAGUAAUAAAUCAAUAAAACAAGUUCUUGUUUUAAAGACGUCAACAUAUUUUGUUCCAAGAAUGGUUAAUUAAAUGCAUUAUUUACUUUUCCUGCCUUUUUCUCUCCCCAGAAUAAAACUAUCGUAAAAUAAUCAAGUUUUCUUCUGAAGCUCCACGGACUAAGCAGAUUCUAUUGC